AUGCUCUUCCGAGUCUUCUGGCCCAGCCCAGGCGAUCAGACUGGAGUGUUGGUUGGAUGGUGGCUCACAGAAGAGGGCUAUGUAGUGAAGGAUGCUGGAGAGGCGGAGGUUCGGGCAGCCUUCGUGGCUUGCAUCCGGCCCUCCCUCUCUGAAGCCGAGUCUCAGCUUGGCAUGCCCAAGGUUUUGGGACAUCCUGAGAUGUCCUGCCUCGCGAUUCUCGGAGAUUCCCAGGCUGGAGCGGAAGCCGAGCAACUUAGGACCCAGAGGCCCUGGAUCCGCAAUCGUUGCGAUAAGAAUCGGAGCCUGCGUCUUUCUGUGUCUGGGGCAAAGAUCCCCGCGCCAACCUCGGUCCAAAUCGUCGUGUAUCAUCUUCCCGCGCGACGAGGAGUCUUGACUGAAGCAGUCCUCGGCGUGCGCCCGAAGUGGCUGGACGCCGGAGGAGCUUCCUCUUCUGUGCCAACCCAGCUCGAAGCUGUACUGCCUUUGCUCGAUCUCGCGCCUGAAGUCUCAGAAACCACCGGAGCCUUUCAGUCUCUCUCGGCGGAGCGGCCCGGCGCUGGCAUGAUCCGCUGGGUGCUAUCCUGUGCGAGCAGCGCUUGUGCCGUUUGCAGCAGCUUCAGCGGACUUCUUCUUGGCUGCUUCAGCUGGCGAUUGGACCGGAGUGCUGUGAUUAGCCAGCUUCAGAUUCGGCUGCACCUGCAGUCGCAAUGGCUGGCUUGCCAAAUCUGUUCGUCGUCCGAGGGAGCCCGGGACCCUGGCCCCCGUGCACGUCUUGCGCUGGCUGCCUUGGUCUUCUCCUCCUUGGCCGAUGCCCUUCUGGGUGCCUUGGUCGUCAGCGCCUUCUCAUGGCUCGGUGGCACGUGCGACAUCUGCGACAUGCUGACGCCGGCAAGGCUUCAUCGGUGGGCCUACGAGGUCAAGCUCGUGAACCUCGUGACCUGGCUCAUGGGUGCGCCUGCAGAUUUCAAGCUGAACCGACAGCUGACCUCCUUCGCGGGACACCUCUUCCUCUCCAUGUUCUCUUUGUGGGGCCGCUGGGUAUUACAGCUGCUGCUGGCCGCUUCUGGUGCUGUCCGGAUGCUGUGGGCGCUCCACUACGUCCGGUCUUUCGACUCUGUUUUGAUUAUUUUGGGGUUCUCUCUGGGCUUGUCAGGCCUGGUGGCUUGUGUCAUGGAUUUGAUCGCCAUAUUUUCGCUACCCCUCUUCGUGGCCUACCUGGGAACCUGCUUGUGCUGGAAGAUGGCCACAAGGUCGCUCUACACGUUGAGCUUGCUGUUCCAGGGUUGGAAGCACAAUAUCCUUCGAUCUCGGAUUGACCACCACAACUUCGACGUGGAUCAGUUGCUCAUCGGAGUCAUCCUGCUGUCAAUUGUGGUGUUCCUCUUGCCUUCGCUGUUCAUGUUCUACAGCUGCUUUACAUGCUCAUGGCUCUUGGUGCUGGUGGCCCACUACGCCCUCGGCCUGCUGGUAUCCCUCUCUAACCAUCAGCCGUCUUGCCUCGUCGCCCUGGAACCCAGGGCUCGGCGCCUCAUGCUCCAGGUGCUCGAGGUGAGUCCUUCGCAGAGCACGCUGUCCCUGAGCCUGCUACCGCCGGUGGGUGCCGAAGGCCCAGCGGCUGGCCUUUCGAAAACUCUCAAGGGGGCCUUUCUGCUGAGCCCCAUCACCCUCAAGACCUGGCUGAGCUCGCUGCUUUUCGGCGAACCUCUGCCUCUCUGCCGCCUCCAGCGCCCGAGUCCGCUCUCUGAGUCGGAGCCGGCACGACUCGCAGAGGUGCUGAGACUCAUCUGGAAAAGGCAGCGCAUCUCUCGGGAGCAUUCAGGGAGGCGUUCGAGUCGCCUAGAGCCGAGGGAGUGUGCUUAG
Messenger RNA from Symbiodinium necroappetens, 1860 nucleotides. The record is from the annotation of a GenBank genome assembly. NCBI's taxonomy places the organism in Eukaryota, Dinophyceae, Suessiales, Symbiodiniaceae.